This is a messenger RNA of Pseudoliparis swirei, 3713 nucleotides long. RefSeq names its product chromatin assembly factor 1, subunit B (gene chaf1b). The record is from RefSeq and is a predicted model, not a curated record. Gene Ontology annotation, molecular function: protein binding. NCBI's taxonomy places the organism in Eukaryota, Metazoa, Chordata, Actinopteri, Perciformes, Liparidae. The transcript is spliced from 14 exons. Gene Ontology annotation, cellular component: nucleus; CAF-1 complex. The coding region runs from base 1185 to 3026 and encodes 613 amino acids. Gene Ontology annotation, biological process: DNA replication-dependent chromatin assembly; nucleosome assembly.
GAUAUCUCAGUAUCCCGUGUAAUAAAAUAACAGCUUCCUUGUACAAUAAAACUUUGGAGGGGCUCAGAAUGAAAUGCAGUGUGUGGGUUGACAUGCUGAAGAACACAUUUCCAUUACUUUUGACAGAAAACUAGUUAAUUAUUUUUAAACAUCUCUAAUUACACAUGGAACUGCCACCUCAAUAAGAAUCGCAUAAACUAUAUUCAGUAAGUACUUAAGUAAAGUUAAUUUAUAUUGUACUUAUCACAGACAAGUGUUACAAAGUAUGGAGGACUUAAAAUGUCAAGAAUAAAUAAGUGCAUGAAUAAAUACAGGAAUAAUUAAAUAAAUGUAUACAUAAAUAAAUACAGGAAUAAAUGCAAGGACACAUAAAUGUCACAUACAUAAAUGAAUAAAUAUGUGUGGACACAUAAAUAGACAUAAAUACAUGAAGAAAUGUAGAAAUAGAUGUAUUUAAUGAUGUCCUGUUUGGGUAUAACUUAUAUUUAUGUGUUACUAUAUUUAUUUAUACAUUUAUUUAAGCAUUUAUCUAUUCCUGUAUUUAUUUAUUUAAGCAUUUAUUUAUCUAUUCCUGUAUUUAUUCAUGCAUUUCUUUAUUUAUACUCAAGACAUUUUAAGUCCUCCAUAACAAAGUCCAGUACAUAAGUCAAUUAAAACAAUUUGGCAAUAACAGGAGCCAAAACAUAAACAGAUUAAAGAGCAAGGUACAAUACACAGUUAAAAGAUGGUGCAAUAAAAUAAAAUAAAAUAAAAAAAGCAGGCAAUAGAAUAUUCAAAUCAACCAAAUGCCAGUGUAAACAGGUAUGUUUUGAGAUGGUUAAUACCUGAAUGUUUUAAGAUGGUUAAUACCUGUAUGUUUUGUGAUGGUUAAUACCUGAAAACAAUUGUGUUGUGUUUUAUAUAAUAUUCUUAAUUUGUGAUUAUAAUGUUCCCCACGGGAAAGGACACGAGCUUAGUAGUUUUCUACUUUAUAACCAUAAUUAAACGGUUUCUAAAGAUCAAUGUGUCUGUUUUACAAGAGAGAAUUGACCAGAUUAGUAAUACGGCCACGGUAAAGACGAGUCAGACAGACUCCGCCCACUUCGCGUUUUCGUCCAAUCACUGCAGCGUAUUCAACCGGAAGUUUGGAACGAACUAUACGCGGGAAAUUACUCUUCAGCUGGACAACAGGGGAGGUAUAAACAAUGAAGGUGGUGACGUGUGAGAUUGCGUGGCACAACAAGGAGCCGGUGUACAGUCUGGACUUCCAGCACGGUUCUGAUGGACGCGUUAACCGGCUGGCCACAGCUGGAGUGGACACCACAGUCAGACUGUGGCGGGUGGUCAUCGGCCCAGACGGGAAGGCAGUGGUGGAGUUUCUUUCUAAUUUGGCUCGACACACCAAGGCUGUCAACGUGGUGCGCUUUAGCCCCGGUGGAGAGAUGCUCGCCUCGGGAGGAGACGAUGCGGCAAUUCUGCUGUGGAAGCUCAACGACUCAAAGGAGCCGGAGCAGGCGCCCCUGUUCCAGGAGGAGGAAGAUGCUCAGCUGAACAAGGAGAGCUGGUCUGUGGUCAAGACUUUAAGGGGACACAUAGAGGACGUGUACGACAUCUGCUGGACACGCGAUGGAAACUCCAUGGUGUCCGGCUCUCUGGACAACACUGCGAUCAUGUGGGACGUCAACAAAGGGCAGAAGCUGUGCAUCUUGAAUGACCAUAAGAGCUACGUGCAGGGGGUGACCUGGGACCCUCUGGGCCAAUAUGUUGCCACGCUCGGCUCUGACAGGGUGAUGUGUGUGUACAGCACUCACACCAAGAAGAAAGCCUUCUCCAUCAGUAAGAUGAGCUCCGGGCCACUUGCAGAAGGAGAGGCCAAGCAGCAGCGGAUGUUCCACGAUGACAGCAUGAGGUCGUUCUUCCGGCGGCUUUCGUUCACGCCCGACGGCUCUUUCCUGAUCGCCCCGGCUGGGUGUGUGGAGCUUGGAGAGAACAUCAUCAAUACCACAUACAUCUUCUCCAGGAAGAGCCUCAAGCGGCCUAUUGCCCACUUGCCGUGUCCAACUAAAGCCACGCUGGCUGUGCGCUGCUGCCCCGUCUACUUUGAACUGAGGACCAAGACGGACGAAGACGGAUCGGCGCAGGUUCUCCCCAACGCAUUCCAGUUGCCGUAUCGCAUGGUGUUCGCCGUGGCGUCGGAGGACUCCAUCUUUCUGUACGACACGCAGCAGACGAUUCCUUUCGGCCUGGUGUCCAACAUCCAUUACCACACACUCAGCGAUCUCACAUGGUCCCGUGACGGCUCCUUCCUGGCAGUGUCCUCCACAGACGGCUACUGCUCCUUCCUGUCCUUCGCUCCUGGGGAGUUGGGCACCCCCCUGAAGGAGCCCCCCGCCCUGGAGAUGUUUGUCCCGAGCAGCGGCGUUGAGAAAAAGGGCAAGAGGUCCUCGGCGGCUCGGACUUCAUCUCCUCUGACACCGAGUGCAGCCCUGACUCCCACGUCCCACCCCAGCCUGGGCAAAGAUGUCCCCUCCGUCACCCCCCCGGAGGAGAAGAAGAGCACCCCGAGUGCCAAGUCUAAACCUCAGCCUCGCAGGAUCACCCUCAACACCCUGGAGGGCUGGGGGAAGCCCUGCGCCGCGAAGACCACCGCUCCUCCGGCACCUCAGACUCCAACAUCCGCGAGCACCAGCGCACCCUCCCCCCCCCAACCCUGUGUCCCCCCCCUCACGCCGACCAGCUCCAAGACACAGCCACGCAUCGCCCCCCUCACACCCUCCACCCCGAAAGCCCUCAACAGUGCGAAUACUGCCGGCUCCACCACACCCAAGGGUGCAACCACCCGAAAGGGGCCCACCCCGAGGAGAGUGUCUCUGACUCCCGUGGCGUCCCGAUCUCCAGCGAUCAGUUCACUCUUUCGCACUCCCUCCACCGAGAAGGCCAAACACGAACGUCCUUCUCCUCCCACCGACCCGGUGUGCCAGCCUCCAGAACCCAAACGGCCGAAGACCGACGAGCCCCCAGUAAAGACCAGUGCCACCCAGACUUAGUGUCUAAUGGGACCAGUGUGGCCUUGUGACAUCAGAGAAGGGCGCGUACGGCACAGGGUGGCGGUUGCAGAACCACGGAGGCGCCGCCGUGUGGGUCGACACGGGCCGCGCUUGAUUUAAGUAGAGGAAGAUUUCAGCACACAUAAUGUAGUCGUUAUUAAGCCAACAGCGUUGCAGUAAGUGUCCUUGAAUUAUUACUUGUUUUAGGCGUGUGUGUUUUUGUAUCAUACAGUAAACGGAUAUUUGUAUUAUAUUUGAUACUUUUAGAAGCUCCAGUGCGGUUGUAACAAAGGGACGGUUUGUCACAUUUCUUUAAAGAAACCAAAAACAUGUGACUUCUUUUUUAAACAAACUGUUCAAAACCUGAAGAAGGAGAAGAAACACAGCGAGGUUCAGUGUCUUGUGAGAGCGUUGAAUACACAACCCGAGUCGUAAUGUGAUGCAUCCCAUAACAGCUCAGGGGUGAAGUUUUAAAUGUUCUUUUUCUCCUCGUCUAAUAAAGGAUGUUUUGUACAUAGUGGUUUGCAGAAAAUAAAUGCUUGAUUUAUGCUUUCUUAACUACAAGGCUGAUGGUUGUGUAAAGUUAUUUUUGUAUUUGUGCAUCUUCUCUCAAUGUAUGCUUGUUGAGUAGAUGUACAUUAUGAUAUGUAUGGAUACUUGUCUUGUUGUAUUAAAGACUUGCCAGGA